Messenger RNA from Echinops telfairi (small Madagascar hedgehog), 2787 nucleotides. Its product is annotated as transcriptional protein SWT1-like. Lineage: Eukaryota; Metazoa; Chordata; Mammalia; Afrosoricida; Tenrecidae. Gene Ontology annotation, cellular component: nucleus. The record is from RefSeq and is a predicted model, not a curated record.
AUGUGUGAAAGUAUUUACAGACAAUUUAUCGAAGAAACCAAAACACAUCAACGAGCGAAUAAAAAUAUGCCGAAACCCUUGACAGUGAGGCGAUCAAGGGCACUUGGAAAAUACGAUGAGAGCCGUCAGCGAUGGUCCUGCGCAGCAAGAGCCAGUGGGCGAAAUGGCUCUUUAAGCAGGAAGAAUCUUGUGGGGGAAAAAGAGAAGUCUCAGAGAAAAGGCACCACGUCAUCACCCAAUGUUGAUAAAGAAGAUAAGAAAGAGGAAAACACUUCAGGUUCUGCUAGUUCGACUUCCUCUAUAAGAUCAGUUUCUUCUGAGAAGAGAAAACUGAAACCGGAUCAAACAGGUAUUCACUAUUGUUAUACACAAAGAAGACAAGAACUCAAAAGAUUCAAUGUAAUAUCUGAUAUUUUAAGAAAGAGAUCAAGAACCAGUUUAUCUCAAGGACCUGUUCAGCUCCAAGAAACAUCAUGCUCCAAUGAUAAUCAGAUUACUUCACGAAGCCUUGCUUCAAAUGGAACUAGAGUAAAUAUAAGUAAAUGCAUACAUUUUAAACUUAAGGACACUAAGUUUACAAAUGUUCAGGAUAAGCCUGAGCUUAAAAACCUUGGUAGUCCUAAGAUUGUAACUGUGACACCUAUAGUCAAAAGUCAGAUAAGUUAAAAAAAAAAAAAAAAAAAGACUACUUUACUUAGCCAAGAACUCAAGAAAGAAGGAUGCAGUAAAUUUAGAGAAAGUUCAGAAAGCUGUGUCUUGGAGAAAUGCAAGAAAAAAGAAUUUUCUCAGGAUUAUAAUUCCAACAAAGUACUUGGAAGAAGAAGAAAGAACAGUUUCAAAAUCCCAAUAAAAUCUCGUGCUACUCUUCGGAAACUUGCAGAAGACAACAUGCUCAGUAUAGUUGCCGACAAGUCAAAGACAAAUCAGGAGGAAGAAUACCCAGAGAGGUCCCAAGUUUCACCAUCUUUGACAAGGCACACAAUUGAAGAUUUACUUGCAGAUACUAUGGAUAAGACUUCUCCUGAUUGGAAAGGAAAAUAUCAUCAGCAUCCGGAAACUAAUGAUUAAAGAUCUACUGAAAAUCUACCCCAGAGGCUUGAUGCACCAUGUUCUUCAGCUUCUCCAGAAAGUAUUCAAGAUACAGAUCACGAGAUGCAGGUAGCAGAGGAGCUUCAUGCUGCAUGUGUGGGAAAAAGUAUGGAUUUACCUGUGAUUCCACCCUCUGGAGAGUUAAUGAGCACGGAAAUUGACUUGGUAGAAGACGGUGUACAUUCUUCCAUUGAAAAUACUGCUUCAAACAAAAGUCUUCUCAUUGUUAUUGACACAAAUAUGCUAAUGGAUCAUCUCGAAUUUGUUAGGAUGUUGAAGACAACAGAAAUAGUAGGCUUUGACAGAUUGGUGCUGAUAAUUCCCUGGGUGGUUGUGCAAGCACUGGAUUGCAUGAAAGCAGGGAAACUGCUGAACCAUGCCCAGCAUAAAGCUGUCCCUGCAGUUCAUUUCAUCACGGACAGUCUCCAAAGUCCAGACAGAAAGCUAUGGGGUCAAUCAAUACAACUUGCAUCUCAAAAGUUUUAUAGAUUGAGUGAUGAGAAUAAUGAUGAUCGAGUAUUAAAAUGCUGUCUUCAAUACCAGGAACUGUUCCCUUGUUCUCAAGUUAUUCUAUGUACGGAUGAUAGAAAUUUAAGAAACAAUCUUAUAAGUGGUGUGAAGUCACUCAGUAAAGAAGAAUUGAAUUCAGAGUUAUUAAACUUAUUUAUGGUCACAGAUGGGUGCCAUCAGCCUUGUAUUUCUAAGCAGCAGUUGAAAGCAACAUCCGUGAAAAAGAGCUCUGAAGAGGAAUCCACAAGUUCUGGACUGUCUGUUGUACUUGGAAGCAUCAUAACUGAGCUGGAAAAAGCUCUUGGAAUGGCUUUAUCUUCAAUAUUAGAAACUGAAAUGAAAAUUGUUUUUGGAAAUCUCUGGAUGGAGAUGCUGUACUUGAAGCCACCACGGACUUUAGUACAUGUAUUUCAGUGUUUUAAAAAACAUUGGUUAGCUGUGUUUGUAUUAAUUAUGGAAAACAACUGACUUUUAGUCAUUGAGAGCCUAUAUGAAAAUCUGUGUAAAGCUGAUAGUACACUGGAUUUUGCAACAGUGAAAUUCCUGCUUCAGGAUUCCAAAGCUUUGUUACAUGCUUUCAGUACAAGGUCAAAUUAUGAUGGUAUUCUUCCACAAGCGUUUGCUCAAGUGGACAAACUGCUGCAAACAAUCGCAGAGGUCAAGGCAAAACUUAAGCAAGCCUUGAGUCAGCAGCAGGCAGUUACUUCGAUGAAAUCUAGUCAUCCAGAAACCACACUUUUCUCGGAUUCUCAGCAUCCCCAAUCCAACAGGAAUCAAGAAAUCUGGUCUAUCCUAGAGAAUGUUUGGAUUACAAUAUAUCAGAACAGCACAGAUGUUUUUCAGAGAUUGGGCUCUAAUUCAGCUCUGACUACAUCAAACGUAGCAUCAUUUGAAGAAGCAUUUAUAUAUCUUCAAAAGUUAAUGGCAGCUGUGAAGGAUAUUCUCGAAGGAAUUCAAAGGAUCUUGGCCCCCAGCUGUACUCAUCAAGAUGUUGAGAUGCUCUAUAACUUUCUAAUCAAGAAUGAGUUAAAUCAAAGUGUCAUAUUUACUGCCCAAGAACUUUAUGACUGUGUUUCACAGAAUGAAUAUCAAGAAAAAUUGACCCUUCGAUGCCGCCACUUGGUCCAGCUGGAAUAUACCAUGCAGCCUCCCUUUCUCUGGGGAUGUCAUUAUUCAGGGCAUUUCUAA